AUGGACAUGUCAUCAUCGUCCUCCUCCGACUCGAUGUCAAUGACCAUGCAGAUGGUCUUUACCAACGCACAUGAUACGCCCUUGUAUUCCAGCUCAUGGACGCCACGAACUACAGGCCAAUACGCCGCCACAUGCAUAUUCCUGAUUUUCCUAGGCCUCGCCUUCAGGGGACUGUUAGCCGCAAAGCAUGUGAUAGAGAUUCACUGGUCAGCUAGGGCUCGAAACCGGAGAUACGUCCUUGUUCGUGGUCGCACUUCUGAAAGCGGCAGGAUCGAGAACGACCCUGAUGCGAAGGAAGGGAGCCUGGUUACAGCGCAGGGUGUUGAGGAGAGAGUCAAAGUAGUCAAGACUGCGAAACAGCCUACUAUCCCUUUCAGGUUGUCUGUCGAUGUACCGAGGGCUGUACUGACAUUCAUUAUUGCUGGAGUUGGCUACCUGCUAAUGCUGGCGGUCAUGACGAUGAACAUAGGAUACUUCUUCUCGGUGCUGGCUGGCGUUUUUGUUGGAGAGCUUGCUGUCGGCAGAUAUACACAAUAUGAGGAACAUUGA
Molecule: messenger RNA, 549 nt
Organism: Lithohypha guttulata
Lineage: Eukaryota; Fungi; Ascomycota; Eurotiomycetes; Chaetothyriales; Trichomeriaceae
Gene: CTRA2
Product: High-affinity copper transporter ctrA2
Exons: 2
Coding region: 1-549 (182 amino acids)
Biological process (GO): copper ion transmembrane transport
Cellular component (GO): plasma membrane
Molecular function (GO): copper ion transmembrane transporter activity
Source: RefSeq, a predicted model, not a curated record